Messenger RNA from Oncorhynchus gorbuscha (pink salmon), 2007 nucleotides. RefSeq names its product regulator of G-protein signaling 11-like. The transcript has 17 exons. Gene Ontology annotation, biological process: regulation of G protein-coupled receptor signaling pathway; intracellular signal transduction; G protein-coupled receptor signaling pathway. The coding region runs from base 20 to 1426 and encodes 468 amino acids. NCBI's taxonomy places the organism in Eukaryota, Metazoa, Chordata, Actinopteri, Salmoniformes, Salmonidae. The record is from RefSeq and is a predicted model, not a curated record.
AGAGACGGAGAGAGAGAAGAUGACCAUCAACACGCUGACAAAAGGAGGAGCUCAGAGGGAGCAGAUGUAUUGCCUCAGAAAGAUGGAGAGAGUGAUCGUAGCAAUGCAAGAUCCUGACAUGGGGAUGAAGAUGAGAAACCAGAGACUCCUCAUCACCGUUAUACCACACGCCAUGACCGGUAAUGAUGUCAUUGAAUGGCUGAUUCAGAAAUACAACAUAACAGAGGAAGAGGCUCGCCACCUGGGAGGACUCCUGGUGCAGUAUGGGUACAUCUAUCCUCUGAGGGAGCCGCGCUCUCUACUGCUGAGAUCUGAUGACUCUCCUUACCGCUUCCAGACUCCAUAUUUCUGGACCAGUAGCCGCUGGCCUGCCUCAGAGCUGGACUAUGCAAUCUAUCUGGCUAAGAAGAACAUCAGGAAACAGGGGGAGCUGGUGGACUAUGAGAAGGAGAACUACAGCAUCCUGCACAAGAAGAUUAACCACACCUGGGACUUUGUGGUGAUGCAGGCUAGAGAACAGCUCAGGGCCUCUAAGCAGAGAAGGAAGGCUGACCGUAUCGUUCUGGAGUGUCAGGAGCAAGCCUACUGGCUGAUCAACAAACCAUGUCCGGGGGCAUUUGACGUGUUGGAUCUGGGACCUGAGAGAUGCAACGUCCUCGCACUGAACGCUGACCACUACAAGAGAGAGAUUGAACACAGUAGAAGAGCUCUGGGGAGAAACCGGGUCAAGUCCUCCAUCUGUCUGGAGACCUUCAUGAAGUACAGUGAGCAGUACCUCCACCAUGACCCCAUCAUGUCAGGCUGUCUCCCUAGCAACCCCUGGAUCUCUGACGACACCUCACACUGGACCAUCAACACUGACAUGGUGGGCACUCCAACCAGGUUGAGAGUGGAGCGCUGGAGUUUCAGCUUCAUGGAACUUCUGAACGACUCCAUGGGAAGACGAGAGUUUAUGAUCUACCUGGAGAAAGAAUUCAGUGCGGAGAACCUGUGUUUUUGGGAGGCCUGUGAGGACCUGAGGCAUGGAGAGAGCUCCAAGAUCAUCCUAAAAGUAGAGGAGGUUUACAAGAACUUUCUGGCCCCUGGGGCAGCUCGCUGGGUGAACAUCGAUAGUAAGACCAUGGAGAGAACACUGGAGGGAAUCAAACGACCUCAUCGCUUCAUUAUGGACGACGCCCAGAUGCACAUCUACUUCCUCAUGAAGAAGGACUCCUACCCCAGGUAUCUGAAGUCUGAGCUGUAUAAGAACAUGCUGGCCAAAGCCAUCGUUCCCCAGGAGACCAAGAAGAGUGUAUUUCCCUUCAUGAGGCGACAGCGUCACUCUAGCCCCUCUCCUGCCAUGGUUACCCAAGCGACAGAAGAUGAUGGAAAGGCUAAAGGGGCGGGACCAACAGGAACAAGCUCCACAACCAACUCUCAGAUCUGAUCGCCAUGGGAAUACCACAACCACCAUGUUCAUGACACCCAGAUCUGGUCACCAUUGUAUCACUAUAGCAACCAUUCAAGACCCUGCAUCUACUUCUAGAAGUUAUAAUACUGUCUAGUAGUUAUAUUUAUUAAUAUAGAACUAUAGGUAUAGUUUACAGAGACAAUCUGAAAGAUUUCCACUGUUCAAUUAAUGUAGAUUUAAGGCCAGUUUAUACUUGGUCUAAUAACAUGUCUAUGGACAAUUAUAAUGUGACAAGUGUCGCUGGUCAAAACAACUUUUAAUUUAUACUCCUGUGGAAUGUCUGUAGACGGUCGUUGCGACUGUUAGUUUCCUUGUUGCAGAGACAUGAAAAAAGUUCCCGUCUCUGAGACUGUCGCAACGUCCGUUGUCAUGGUUACCGGACUGCGACACGGUGAUGCUGUAGUUCUAUAAUUCUCAAAUAGAAUGACCUAGUUCUAUUCCGUCACUCUGUGGCAGUCAGCUAUUUUCUGUCGGCUCACAAUUAUCUUUUAAAUAACGAUGUUGUGGGUUUGUGUUUCUGUAAUAAUGAAUAAAAAGUAGUAAGACGUUGUCAGCUA